This is a messenger RNA of Macroventuria anomochaeta, 3027 nucleotides long. Its product is annotated as alkaline phosphatase-like protein. The transcript has 8 exons. Gene Ontology annotation, biological process: GPI anchor biosynthetic process. Lineage: Eukaryota; Fungi; Ascomycota; Dothideomycetes; Pleosporales; Didymellaceae. Gene Ontology annotation, cellular component: endoplasmic reticulum membrane. Bases 105 to 2933 code for a protein of 942 amino acids. The record is from RefSeq and is a predicted model, not a curated record.
UGGACUCUUGCCAAUUCUUCUUCAAUUUUAUGUCGCUCAUGGGGCCCGUUUUUCUGUAGGAGUUGUAACACAUUGGUAGGUUUGAGGUUCAAAGAUUAGCUGCGAUGGCGCCACGAACGGUGUUGCUCGCGCUUGCGAAUCUUUUGAUUCCAGUCGCGAUUCUGACCUUCGCGACGGGCUUCUUCCCGUACAAGCCUUUCAUGCCAGGGCUAGCAGAGUAUGAAGAGCUGAAAUGGGAGGGAAAUAAUGCAACGGAUUCGCAACAACCUCCGGAGGCACCAUUCGACAAGCUGGUGUUCAUGGUAGUGGAUGCGCUGAGGAGCGACUUCGUCUACAGCAAGGAGAGUGGGAUGAGCUUUGUUCAGAGCCUUAUCCGCGACGGCACAGCGCUCCCCUUCACAGCCCACGCUACCUCCCCCACCAUCACCAUGCCGCGCGUGAAGGCCAUCACCACAGGCUCCAUCCCCUCCUUUCUCGACGUGAUCCUGAACUUCGCCGAAUCAGACACAACAUCCACGCUCGCAACGCAAGACACCUGGCUCGCACAGAUCAAAGCCAAGCGCUUCGGAAACAAGCAAGGGAAACUAGUCAUGUACGGUGACGACACGUGGUUGAAGCUGUUCCCAGACUUCUUUGAGAGAGCGGACGGGACGAGCAGUUUCUUUGUUUCGGACUUCACCGAAGUGGACAAUAACGUGACGAGACAUGUUCCUAAUGAGUUGCUGAAUGAGGACUGGAAUGCUAUGAUUAUGCAUUACCUGGGUUUGGAUCAUAUUGGGCACAAGGCUGGUCCGAAAAGUCCGAACAUGCUUCCGAAACAGAAGGAAAUGGAUGACAUUGUACGGACGAUUUAUUCUGCCAUUGAAAUCGAAGACCACCUAGCCAACACCCUGUUCGUACUGUGCGGCGACCACGGCAUGAAUGAAGGCGGCAACCACGGAGGAUCGUCGCCCGGCGAGACAUCACCCGCGCUCGUCUUCAUGAGUCCGAAACUCACCAAGAUCACCCACGGUCGGCCGAUCGUCGGAAGUCCCUCAAAGCCCAAGACAGAAGGCGAGUUUGAUUACUAUAGGACGGUGGAGCAGAGUGAUAUUGCGCCGACUUUGUCAGGUCUCCUUGGCUUUCCGGUACCAAGAAACAAUCUCGGUGUAUUCCUCAGCGAGUUUUUGGGGUUUUGGGAUAACAAUUUGGACCGUAUUCAGCUUCUGUAUAGGAACGCUAAACAGAUCAAGCAUAUUGUCGAAGCUACAUACACGAGUCAGAGUUUCGAUGACCAGGCCUUAGCUCCAGGCCAUGGACUCUCGGACUGCGACUAUUCAGAUAGCGGCGAAAAGCUCGCUUGUCGUUGGAACAGAUUUGUGAGAGGUCUGGCACAUGACGAAGAGGACGUGCAGCAAGCCCAUCUCACGAAGUUCAUGCAUGACGCUCAAGACAUCAUGUCUAGCGCAGCAUCCAACUACGACGUGCCACGACUAUUCCUCGGCACUGCUUUCGCCUUCCUCAUCUGCGUCCUAAGUUUCUUCACGCUUCCAUCACUGCGACCCACAUCGUCUGCUGGCCUCUACUACUUUCUCACUCUCGGACUGUACGCCGUCCUCAUGUUCGCUUCCUCCUACGUCGAAGAAGAGCAUAACUUCUGGUACUGGAUCACAUCGGGCUGGGUUUUCUACCUGUUUCUGCACAGCGUGCGGAAAAAACAAAACAGCACAUGGAUCCUCCAUCCUGCUCUUGCGGUUCUGGUCAUCCACAGGGUGAUAAGGCGAUGGAACCAAACGGGCCAAAAGUUCGCGGGCGCAGAUGACAUCGUAACGAGCGGUAUUUUCCACGGGAAUAACUCCAUCCUGUUGUGGGUGCUGGUCGGUGCCACAUACUUGGACGUCACGCUUCGCGUCUCUAGACAUUAUGCUCGCUCUGUGGUCACGCUGAGCAAUCCGUUGUACAGAAAACAACUGGACCCGCAACCAUUGGAGCACCACCGCAUGAUAGGUAGUCUUGUCGCGUUGCCUCUCUGUGGCACAGCCUUCAUUUUCAAAAUUGCGUUUACCGUGAAAGACGCCCCGGAGCUUACAUAUACCCUCACGUCCAAUGUGAUGGCGUGGGUGGAAACACUUGAUCUCGUCCUACUUGCACGGAUGGUCUUCGGAGGUAUCGCGUUUAGCUUUGCUGGCAUCCUGUUUGCAGAGUAUCAACGAUCAACACGCCGAGCAAAGAGGAAUGUCAAGGGCCACGGCGAUCUAGCGAUCACGUUCUUCGACCUCCUGACGCUCUUCCUCCUCACGCAGACAAAAGCCCAGAACAUACCUCUCUACCUGCUCUUCCGCAUCCAAGUCUUCUCCCUCUCGCACCUCGCCCUCACCCCAACCCGCACCACCCUCACAACCCUCCUCCUGAGCCAAACAGCCUUCUACGCUUUAGGUUUGAACAACAGCAUAUCUUCCAUCGACCUCUCCAACGCAUACAACGGCGUAUCGGGCUACAACGUGCUCGCCGUCGGAGUCCUCGUAUUCCUAUCAAACUGGUCCGGGCCCGUGUACUGGAGUCUCGCAGGCGUUCUGCUCCUGCGCUCGUACGGGCGACCAAGCACUCCGCCACCAGCCAGUGGCAGCAGAGCCGGUGGUGGCAAGCGCAGCUGGGUGGUCCAAGAGCAUGCACACCUGCACGCCCUGGCCAACAAGACUGAGCCGAAUGAACAACACCACUCUGAACCGCACCACAGCGCGGAUCGGUGGCGUACGCAUGUAUCCCUCCUCACGUUGUUCACCGGUGUCAUGCUGACUAGCGUCAUGGCCGCGUGUACAGCGCUCCGAACGCACUUAUUCAUCUGGACGGUGUUCAGCCCGAAGUAUUUGUUCGCGAUGGCGUGGGGGCUUGCAUGGCAUCUGGGCGUUACGCUGGGGUUGGGUGGGUUGGUGUGGUGGAUGGGAAGUUGGUGAGGCAGCAGCUUCUUGAAGCCGUGCGAUGUGGCGGAUGGAGGAGUGUGGGAGUAUCAGAGUAAUAUUUGGGGGCUGUGGAGGUUGCGUGUGAGAG